AUGCCCGUCUACUGCAUCACCGGCACGAACCGCGGCAUAGGCCUCGAGUUUGUCCGGCAGCUCGCCCAGUCCCCAGACAACACCAUUAUCGCCGCCAUUCGCUCGCUCUCUUCGGACCUGACCGAGCUCAAGGCCGCCGCUUCUGCGUCGACCCACAUCCUCGAGUGCGACACCGGCAACGUCACCUCGAUCCACGCCUUUGUCAAAUCCGCAGCCCAGAUACUCGGCGAGAACCAGAAAAUCGACUUCCUCUUCAACAGCGCGGCCGUCAACCUCAAGUCUUCACAAAGCUCCCUCAACCUCGGCGUCGACGAGCUGCACACGCAACUGUCCAUCAACGUCCUUGGCCCGGCCAAAACCGUCGAGCUAUUCCUGGACGCCGGUCUGCUCUCGCAGAAUGUGCGCGUGCUCAACAUGACCUCCGGACUCGCCAGCCUGCAGCUCACGGCCGGGGGCAGCGGGCGCAAGUGCGCCGGGUAUUCGAUCUCCAAGGUGGCGCUGAACAUGCUCACGGUACACCAGAGCGACGACCUGCGGAAGCGGUUGCCGGGUGCGGUGGUUAUUGUGCUAGACCCGGGGUGGGUCAAGACGCGGAUGGGGGGGGCAGGGGCUCAGUCAGAAGUGAGCGACGCAGUUGGAGAUGUCCUCAAAGUGGUGCAUGGUCUGAAGGAUGAGGACAAUGGCGCCUUCUUCCACCACACAGGGGAGAAGAUACCUUGGUAA
Molecule: messenger RNA, 723 nt
Organism: Dichotomopilus funicola
Lineage: Eukaryota; Fungi; Ascomycota; Sordariomycetes; Sordariales; Chaetomiaceae
Exons: 1
Coding region: 1-723 (240 amino acids)
Molecular function (GO): oxidoreductase activity, acting on the CH-OH group of donors, NAD or NADP as acceptor
Source: RefSeq, a predicted model, not a curated record